Molecule: messenger RNA, 1652 nt
Organism: Teleopsis dalmanni
Lineage: Eukaryota; Metazoa; Arthropoda; Insecta; Diptera; Diopsidae
Gene: tsl
Product: torso-like protein
Exons: 5
Coding region: 311-1369 (352 amino acids)
Source: RefSeq, a predicted model, not a curated record
GUGUCGUCGGAUUCGAAUCCGUUGCGGUUGCGUGAGUGCUAAUCAAAAUCAGUUGAAUUGAUUACAGAAUUUUUUUUUGAAAUAAAAACUAAGCUUAGUUCUUAACAAAGAAUUGAAAAAUAUAUUUUACCAAAAUAAAGUUAAUUUUACAAAAUAAACGAAAAAUAUAUAUUUUAUGUGAAUAAUCAAUUACGCACCGAAUGCCCACCGUUCAAAAGUAACGAAUGUGUAUUAAAUGUGCGGAAUUUAAUUAAAUUGUCAUUUUGAAACGUUGAAUGACGUUGCUGCAAGUUGUACUCGUGUAUGAGCGAUGAACCCUAGGUAUGGGGUCUUUGGGCUGGCACUGUUUACUUUAAUGUGCAACUUUAGCUGUGGUGCAGGACGCGAGUCUCAGUUGAGAAUUGGUAAAGCAAUAAAUGUAUUCGUACGCUAUGGCUACCUGGGCAUUUCAAUGCGGGUCGUGCCCUAUAACGAUAGUUACGAGACAGACAAGUGGCUAUUUAGGGAGCCCACCAAAAAUAUAUAUAAGAAUAUCAGUGCAUUAACUGUGAGUGAAGAGCAGAAUGCGCCUGGAGUAUUUCAUGGCGAUUUUCAUUUGGAAUUUUGUGAUAAUCGUCGUCAGCUUUUUCAAGCAUAUUUUCGUGAUUUCACCAUUGAGCACUUGGAUAAGCCAUGGGAAGCAUUUACAGGUGGCUGGUUUCCCGAUAAUGCAGCUAAAAAAUUGGGCAUAAAUACUUCGUUCAUACAGGGUGAUUAUUCCUAUGUGUUAGUACGAGUGGUACGUUUUCGUGAAACAGGUAAACUUAAAUCGGAAAUACCACCAGACUUAAAACUUGAGACAGAUGUCAGUGAAAGCAUAAGUAAAUUAAAACCAGGCAACGUAACUGCUGCAAUUAAAUUUAUGGAAGCUUACGGUACACACUAUAUAAACUCAUACACAACUGGUAAUUCCUUAUAUCAGAUUUUUGUCUAUAAUCGGAAGAAUUACCAAAUGAUAAAAGAGCGUAUGAAGUCAAAGGACAAUAGCAGUUUUUCUAAAGCGGAUCUCUACAAUUUCUUCACACCUUGGUUUGCGGAGCAUUUGGGUCAAAUUAGAUCCGCUAGCGCAAAUGCAACGGUCGAACGUUGGGCGCGUCGUAAGCUGCAGUAUGAGUACUAUGUCGUGAAAUUCGUCACACUACUGAAGCUACAUGGGAAUGCUACACUGCUUCGCUCACUCGAUAGUCUGCUCGGCAAUGAUGCCAUACUCAAGUUGGAUCUGAAAGCACUGAACAUUAUUUUUCGAGAUGAGCCAGAGAAACAAAAUUGGUUUCACGAGGUGCUCGACAACCACAUGAAAUUAUGGGAAGUGAAUAUGUCACAAAAUUGAGUGUUGCUUGAGUGUCGGAUACUUGAGCGGUGGCAAUAGAGCAUAUCAAGUUCCUAUAGCGCUGCCUUCAUCUCACAGAAACUCUUCGCAAAGAGUCGCUGGCAAUAAUGCUCGCGUAUAAGCAAUUUUGUCAGCAAUUUUAGUCUUAAUUUUAAUCAUUUUGAUGCCUGUGAUAGAUAUUAAUUGUUUUUUUUUCUUAUUAUUACCAUUUUAUUAUUACCAUAAAUGAUAAAGUUUAUAUGAUAAAUUUCAUUUUAAAGUUAUAUUUAAGUUUAUAAUAAAU